This is a messenger RNA of Chiloscyllium plagiosum (whitespotted bambooshark), 3385 nucleotides long. Lineage: Eukaryota; Metazoa; Chordata; Chondrichthyes; Orectolobiformes; Hemiscylliidae. The record is from RefSeq and is a predicted model, not a curated record.
AUGGUAUUCACCAUACUUCUUGGUCCUAUCUGCUUUGAGAUGAUUGAUGAGGCACACAUGACAAAAUGUGGGCACAGUUUUUGCUAUAAAUGUAUUCGACAGAGCUUGGAAGUCAGCAACCGGUGCCCCAAGUGCAACUAUGUGAUUGAUAAUGUUGAUCAACUGUACCCUAACUUCCUAGUGAACGAACUAAUCCUAAAACAGAAGCAGAGAUCUGAAGAAAAACGACUAAAACUUGAACAUCCAAAUGGCCACCGAUGGCAGGCAAUUCAGGAUGUGCUGAUCACAGAUCAGGAUAGUCUGGAUCUCCCGAAUGUAAACCUCAUGCUGGAGCUGAUAAUACAGAAGAAGCAGCAGCUGGAAGCGGAAUCGCAGGCAGCCCAGUUGCAGAUCCUAAUGGAGUUUCUUCAGGAGGCGAAAAGAAACAAGAAGGAGCAACUGGACCAGUUACAGAAAGAGCUGAAUGUUCUUGAAGAAGACAUUAAGCGAGUGGAGGGACUGAUGUUUAAUGAGACGGCUGGUCUGUAUUCUCCUGUCAGUGAAUCGACUCAUGUGCCGAACCUGGAUAGCACUGUGCCACAGUUUGAAGCGCCAUCUCCUUCGAACAGCAUUAUAGAUUCUACAGAAUAUUCCCAGCCUCCCGGCUUUAGUGGAAGUUCGCAGGGAAAAAGGCAAACCUGGUACAACAACACAUUGGCCUCUCGGCGCAAGCGAUUAACUGCUCACUUUGAAGAUCUUGAGCAGUGCUAUUUCUCAACCAGGUUAUCUCGCUUGUCAGAUGAAACAAGAUCAGUAAAUCAACUGGAGGAAUUUCAGGAGUGCCUUUCCAAGUUUACACGGUACAGCUCUGUGAGGCCUCUGGCCACGCUCUCAUAUGCCAAUGAUUUGUACAACGGCUCAAGUAUUGUUUCCAGCAUUGAAUUUGACAGAGAUUGUGACUUCUUUGCUAUCGCUGGUGUGACAAAGCGGAUCAAAGUGUUUGAGUAUGGAACCGUGAUCCAGGAUGCUGUGGACAUUCACUACCCAAUCAACGAAAUGACUUGCAACUCCAAAAUCAGCUGUAUCAGCUGGAGCAGUUACCACAAGAACCUGUUAGCAAGCAGUGACUAUGAAGGGACAGUCAUUCUGUGGGAUGGAUUCACAGGGCAGAGAUCUAAAGUCUACCAGGAACAUGAGAAACGAUGUUGGAGUGUAGAUUUUAAUCUGAUGGAUCCCAAACUCCUGGCUUCAGGUUCUGAUGAUGCUAAAGUGAAGUUGUGGUCUACAAAUCUUGACAAUUCUGUGGCAAGCAUUGAAGCAAAAGCAAAUGUUUGCUGUGUUAAGUUCAGCCCCAGCUCCAGGUACCAUCUGGCCUUUGGCUGUGCAGAUCACUGUGUUCACUACUAUGAUCUGCGGAACACUAAACAGCCUAUCAUGGUGUUUAAAGGACAUCGCAAGGCAGUAUCCUAUGCCAAGUUUGUAAGUGGAGAAGAAAUAGUUUCAGCAUCUACAGACAGCCAGUUGAAGCUCUGGAGUGUUAACAGACCGCACUGUUUACGGUCAUUUAAGGGUCACAUCAACGAAAAGAACUUUGUGGGUUUGGCAUCCAAUGGGGAUUACAUUGCCUGUGGAAGUGAAAACAAUUCUCUCUACCUCUACUAUAAGGGGCUCUCAAAAACACUGCUCACCUUCAAGUUUGACACAGUUAAAAGUGUCUUGGACAAGGAGAAAAAGGAGGAUGACAGCAAUGAAUUUGUCAGUGCGGUGUGCUGGAGAGCUUUACCGGAUGGGCAGGAAUCGAAUGUCCUAAUAGCAGCGAACAGCCAAGGCACAAUAAAGGUCCUGGAACUCGUCUGAUGGGAACCAGCCAGCUGAUGCCACACCCCCUUGAUCAUCAAUUUGUGAUGCCUUCCUUGGAAUUGAUUAAAACAUGUAGCUGGCAUCCCAACCUCCUGUUCAUCAUGAUCCUUCACCAGCGGUGGCAUAUGCCAGGACUGUGAGACCAUCCAUGCUCCUUGUGGGAGCAGGAGCUCGAAGGAAUCAUUGACCAAUCUGUCCACAAACUGAAAUCUCAGCCCAGAAAGGAGCUUGCAUUUUCCAUAGCACGGCGGGCCAAGUAUAACUGCAAUGGUGUAAAGUCUGUCUUAUCUUUCCAAGAUAUGAUCACAAUAACCGGUGCAAUUGGAUUCCCAAGGGACAGGGCUAGAGAAACAGGAGGGAGUGCCACCCCAGUCUGUUUCCAUUCAGAAGCACUUUGCCCGGGAGCCCUGAUCAGGUUUUGGUUUCCGGGCUGCACUUCUCUUCUGGUGGUGACUGCGUUUGAAGUCAUUAUUCUGAACCUGAUUUCUCUUGGAACUGGUCACUGAGUGUGAAGUAUCACCACGGCAUGUUUUCCUUCAACAUGUGUCAGUGUUGAAUGAGUGUGUUCUUCGUCGACACUAUCUUCUGUGAAACAGGCAGCAAUCAGAAUAAACUACUCAAACUGUAGUGAUGCUGUGGAAUCUCUACUAUCUCUUGGGCUUUAAACAUAUCAAACUGGUGCAACACUUGAGGUAAUGUCUAACGACAGAGCAUUGCUAGAUGACUUGAAACUGUUGAAGGAGGGCAGUUUUCACCAGGCCGACGGCUCACGAUUCCUGACUGAGGACGGUGCAAUGGGCUCUUCCUGUGGGGUUAGGUCAAAGACCCCUCACUGAUGGGGGAAAAUGGGAUGAGGGCCCCUGAUGGGGGGAGUGGUGGCAGAGCAGAAGAGACGGAUGAAGGGCACCCUGAGUGUGGGGCAGUGGGAGAGUGGAGAGAUGGAGAGGAGAAGGUGGGACAAUGGGCAAGGAACUUGGUGUAUGGUGUUGGGAAUGCGAUGAGGCAGAUAGGGCAAGGGGCAAAUGGGUUGAGGGGCCCGUGACUGGUGGUGCCCAGGAGGGGGAAGAGGAGAUGGGCAAGGAAUGUUAGUGGGAGACAUCUGACAGAGGUUCCUGAUUCGGGGUGGGAUGGGGGUGAUGGGGGGGCGGGGUGGAAGUGGAGCUGCAAACGCACCGUUGUGAUUUGUAACUGCCCUAUUUCAUUAGCACUGUCAAUGUGGCCUAGCUCAGCGUUGGAGCUGUGUAUUGACCCCUUGCCUUUCAGCUUCCCGAUGCUCAGAAUUAAAUAUUGACCUCUAACUCAGUCACCAAGCUUGGCUGGACCUGCUCCCUGGGGCUAAACCAUGUCACAGUCCAAUGUUUAAUUUGCAUUCUCCAUUGUGUUAUGUUUCUUUCAAACCAAAUAAUAAACCUCUAAGUGUAGUGUUGGAACAUGAAACUUCACUUAUCGAUUCAAACCCUGCACUUUGAUUGCAACCUUUGUACAUUUUUCACUCUCUUGGCUUGUUUCUAUUCAUUGACCAUCAUUAAAGGAUUUUUCAAGUUUG